Chelmon rostratus (copperband butterflyfish) is the source of this 750-nucleotide messenger RNA. Its product is annotated as L-rhamnose-binding lectin CSL1-like. The transcript is spliced from 9 exons. Lineage: Eukaryota; Metazoa; Chordata; Actinopteri; Chaetodontiformes; Chaetodontidae. The record is from RefSeq and is a predicted model, not a curated record. Bases 40 to 750 code for a protein of 236 amino acids. Gene Ontology annotation, molecular function: carbohydrate binding.
GUCUGCUGGGCAAUCAUCACUUGCUACACAGCUGACAAGAUGCUUUCCACAAGACUGACAAUCAUCACCAUCCUGGCUGCAGCUCGGUGUUGGACAUCUGCUGUGGGACAACUCUAUGAUGUGGCAUGUCCUGGUGUAAACAGCGAGCUGCAAUGCCCUGAGGGACAAAUGAUUCUGGUGCAGUCAGUGGAGUAUGGUGAGAUAAGCUCUGUGGACUGUGCUGCCAGAAGCCAGCCCGCUACGACCACAAAAUCAGUCUGCAUGAGCCCGGCCAAGCUACCAUGGAUGAAGUUCAUCUGUGACGGAAGGGAAAGCUGCCGACUGUCCAAACCUGAUCCAGGGACGUUUAACUGUGAUUAUUCAGGAGAUUCAACAUUCAUUCAGAUCACCUAUAUCUGUGAAGACAGAAAUCCUAAUGUGCAGACCGUUGUUGAAUGUGAAGGAAAUCAGGCAAAGAUUUCAUGUGAAAAAGGAACCAUUGACAUUCUGAGGGCCAGGUUUGGACGUUUUGACGCGACCACCUGCACCGAUACCCCGUCAACUAUGACCUUCUGUUGGAGUUACCAAACCGACCCACGAGUGAAAAUUCAAUGUGAUUCAAAAACAGAGUGCGAAAUACAAGUUACUGAAGAAAGUCUGGGGACAACUCGGCGUUGUGAUGAUCUUCCCAGGUCAUUUGCUUCUGACAUCAGCGUCCCAGAGAGGAGCAGUGAUGUCCUUUCCAGCAGUCACAUAUCAACAAGAAUAUGA